AUGACAUCUUCUAUUAAUCUCGAAUCUCGAAUCAAAGGUGCUCUCAUCGGUGUCGCAGUGGCGGAUGCACUUGGAGGACCAGUCGAAUUCAAAAGACGAGGAACUUUCCCCAAAGUAACUGAUUUACAGGAAAACCUUACCUUUGGAUUACCUGCCGGAGCAUGGACCGAUGACACCUCCAUGACCCUCUGCCUCGCCAAAUCCCUCAUAGACACAAAAUCCUUCUCCUCAGCCUCCCAACUCCAAAACUACAUCGCCUGGUUCCACUCCGGCUACCUCUCAUCCACAGGUCACUGCUUCGACAUCGGAAACCUCACUCGUAUCACACUAUCAUUCUGGAGCAGCCACAUUCCUAGCAAACCCGUUUCAUCCAAGGCAGCUAAUAACCUCCCGUCGGAAGAGACAAUCGAAGAACUACAGAAGGGCCUUAAUAAAUCCCAUGCUAGAGAGGUUUAUUGCGGUAACGGUAGCUUGAUGCGCACUGUUCCAAUCGGAUUGUUUUAUUAUUCAUCCUCUGAAGAGGAUAUUGUCAAAUACUCCCACUUGGCGAGUCAACUUACUCAUCCGUACCAUACCAACGGUGAGGCAUGUGCGGUAUAUUGCAUCCUCGUGGCAUACAUCCUGUCCACGGGCGAGACGAGCACCGCAACACCGAGCAAAAAGGCAGUAUUUGAGAAAUUCAGGACAUUUGAAUUCCAAAAUAAAGUUUUGAAGGAUAGAUUUGCGGUUUAUGAAACACUUGAGGACUUUGAAAGUCGUGAGGAGAAAUUGAUUUCGAGUUCUGGGUUUGUGGUACACUCGCUCGAAGCUGCUUUGUGGGCUUUCUUUUCGACGGAGAGUUGGGAGGAAGGCGCGCUUAAGGUUGUGAAUUUGGGUGAUGAUGCGGAUACUGUCGGUGCCAUAUACGGUGGUUUGGCCGGUGCAUACUACGGACUCGAAGCUAUUCCAGAAACAUGGAGGGAGAGACUGAUGCUAAAGGAUGUUGUCAACGAAAUAGCGGAAGGAUUGUGGAAGGUCAUUGUCGAGCGGGGUGACAAUUAA
Molecule: messenger RNA, 1041 nt
Organism: Orbilia oligospora ATCC 24927
Lineage: Eukaryota; Fungi; Ascomycota; Orbiliomycetes; Orbiliales; Orbiliaceae
Exons: 4
Coding region: 1-1041 (346 amino acids)
Source: RefSeq, a predicted model, not a curated record